AUUUUUAGCUAUUUUUGGGUGAUGCCAAUUUAUGGGGUUCCUCUAAAUUUAGGGGAUAAAUAGUUCGGGAGGAAAUGUAGUAUGCAAUCUUAGUAGAAUUUGACGCAUAUCUGUCCUGAAUUGAAAAUUUAAGCUUCUCUAGAUUGUCAAAAACUAAUAAUUUUUAGAUAUGGUACUUGGAGCAAAACGAUUCAGGGGAAUUUUAGUUUUUAGAGGAAACUGUUUAGGGGUUUUUCACGACAGAAGGUUGGCAACACUGAAUAGAACUUGUAUAAGUCAGCAUGGAUUCGGUCGACAGGGAGAAAGCAUUAAGAGAUAUAUCCAGAUUAGAAAAAGAGGCUCUUGACAGAAUCGAAGCAGAUAGAAGAUAUUGGGAAGAAAAUGCUGCGAAAUUUAGAGCCGUGGAACAGAAAGUGGGAACUUACGAAGAAUUUGCAGACAUCGUCAAAGCCUGCCAUUUGAAACCAUUAACUAGAGACGAUUUUAAAAACAAAGAUUUAACCAAUAAGAAAUCGUCUCUUCUCGAAAUUGCCGACGAAAAUUACGAAUUUGGAAUUACUUGUCAACCCAAAACAAGACAGGAGUUUGAAAGGAGCUGGAAAUAUUUUAAAAAUGCCAAACAACGCUUUCUAUUGCUAAAAAAUUCAGAGAAACUCUUUAUUGAUUUUAUAUCCGAGCAUAUAGGAGAAUUAGCACGUGUUUUUAUUGAAUGCUUCGAUAUGGAAAACAUCCCUUUCAUUAUAGAUGUAUUAGAACAAAUCUGUCCGAUUAACAGGUUUAAGUUGUGUGUACAAUUUCUUACAAAAAAGGAAGAAAAUGAUUUGAAAAAUUUGUUUUCAAAUUUAGAAAACAGUAUUCAUGAUAAGGAACUUCGUAUGAAGCUAGAAAAGCUGAAAACUAUUUAUUUGAAUGAAAUGAAGUGCGCAUGAAAUGAAAAUGUAUAUCCUUAUACAUUUUGUACAUUAUCUCACCUUCCAUCUGUUGCUAUUUACCAAGAUUUUUUAAUGUGAUUUCAUAAUAAAAGCUUUUGUUUUCUAUAUAAUUUUACAUAUAAAUCACAACAUAUUGAAGUAAGGAUCAAUAAUUCACUUAAAAAAAAUGACAUAAAACAUUUUGCUAGAGGUGUGCAUAAUUUAAUGAAAAUCACUGUGAUAUAUGUCAUUUUUGGAUUUGAUUUAUGUAAUAUAUAUAAAAAAGACAGUUUAACAGAUGUAAAAAAUUAUAGAAUUGCUUUAACUUAAAUAAUUUUUUGUUUCAUAGUAGGAUAAAAAUUUUAUUUUGCAAACCUAGUUAUUAUAUAGCAUAUUACUGUAUGUUCUAUUUACUGAUUGAACUAUUAUCAAUAAAUUGUUUAGUCACUUUAUUAUUAUUAAAAUGUUACAAAAGUGCAUUAAAAGUUUAAAAAAAUGACAAAUAAGUUCAGUGAAGUUUUAUUAAAGCAUCUUAAUGUUUACAUUCAUUUAAAAACAAAAUUAUGUGCAAUAUGUAAUGUUAUUUGAAAAGGCAAUUACAAUAUUUUAAAAUCUAAAGCUAUUAUAUUUAUGAUAUCUUUAAUUACUUUAUCGAUGAUUUAUUGCAAUAUUGCACUUAAGAUAGGAAUUGUAAUCCAUACAAAAUAACUAAUUUCAUAUU
Centruroides sculpturatus (bark scorpion) is the source of this 1632-nucleotide messenger RNA. RefSeq names its product coiled-coil domain-containing protein 103-like. Lineage: Eukaryota; Metazoa; Arthropoda; Arachnida; Scorpiones; Buthidae. Gene Ontology annotation, cellular component: outer dynein arm. The record is from RefSeq and is a predicted model, not a curated record. The transcript has a single exon. The coding region runs from base 282 to 929 and encodes 215 amino acids. Gene Ontology annotation, biological process: determination of left/right symmetry; epithelial cilium movement involved in extracellular fluid movement; inner dynein arm assembly.